AUGGCCAGAGGCAUAUUUGCACUGGGUCGACUGUUCAAGAGGAGCAACUCUGCGAAUACGACCACGACCUUUACGACCACCACCACCACCACCUCGACGUCGACGUCGAGUACUGGCACGACCACUCCGCCAUCUGAACAACAACCAACGCGGAAUCUUCCACAGAUCGAGGCUGUCGUGUCUCCGCAACAAGCUGGGGCAAGGACGAGGCGCAGCGCGUCUCUCACCAAGCUCAGGGAAAAGGGCAGAGGGACGGAGUUAGCGGAAUCCGUGGCAGAGGUGAGGGAGAGUGUGUUGCUGGUUGGAGAGCUGCCGUCGCCUGCUGCGACCGACUUGUCGCCGGCACGGAGCGGGAGUGAAACUUUGGGCGGUGGUGAGGGAGAGGUGCCGACGCGAGACGUGAGCGCGAGUCCACCACCUGUGCAGAGAGAGGAUAAGGUGGUGCUGGACCCGCCGGUGGUACAGAUCCAAGCACCCACACCGGACGUGGAAGCGAAAGAGCUGCUGGGACGACACUGGCUUGAGCGGAACGACACGGCGGUCGACACACCUCUACCUGCACCCUCCUACCAGCCAAGACUAGACGACGAAGUCAGCUCGCUGCGUUCCGUCUCGCCCAACACCGUCCCAGCUGAUGGCCCACAACGACAUCAGCUCAGCAUCAGCACUGCCCAUCCCGCCGAUGAGAAGGUAGUGGAAACGGUCAUUGACGCUCCUGCUUCCCCCCACCCCAACAACAUCAGCUCUGCUCUCAACACAAGUACACUAGCUGCCUACUUCACUCCCGCUCUACCCGACAUGUCACAAUUACUGCACCGCAAGAUCUGGGUGCGGCGGCCCGGUGCCUCGGCUACCAUGGUGCAGCUUAAAGCGGAUGAUUUAGUGGAUGAUGUUCGGGAUAUGAUCUUGAAAAAGUACGCCAAUUCACUGGGGAGGACGUUUGAUGCACCGGAUAUGACGUUAAGAAUACUGCUUCGGGCGGAGGCUGGACAACCUAGGGUGGAGAGGGUGCUCGGGCCAGAGGAGGAGAUGUGUAGGACCAUUGACGAGGAGUUCACGGGUGGGCAGAAGGUGGAGGAUGCAUUGAUUAUCGAUGUACCUGUCCAGGAACGAAGGACACCGCGACCAUCACCCCGAGCGUAUCACCAUCCGAGCUAUCACAUGCUGGAGGACUACCGGCCGGUGGAGAGUGGAACGGACUACUUCCCUCCCAUGCCUGCUGUGAUACCACCCAGCAUGCCGCAAACCACGAGCUCGCAUGACGGCAGCAUGAACAGUAGCAGAGGCCACCACCCUUCCAUUGCCGGCCUCCACCCUGGACAAGAACCACGCUCAAUAGCCGUCCUCAGCACCGGCCAGAUCCCUCCUCUACCCUCCCCAGGCAGUGUGAUGCGGAACCGCGGCCAUCCACAUCGUCCAAAGGUAAUACGUCAGCACACCGCCUCGCCCACCAUCCUCUCCCACCCAUCCCAAAUCAACAACUCAAGCGGCGUGCCACUGAGUGCCGCCGCUCAAUCCAGUCUUAAUGUAAACCCACAACUACCGCUGGUCCACCGAGGCAGCACAAGACCACGGAACGACUCGAUGGCUUCGGAGACACUCCUGCACCACAGCAACACCAACGGCAUGUCCGUCCCAUCGAGCGCUAUCCCACAACCACCCACCCCCCCAGCGCCGGAGACUCUGACCGGGCACCAAGCAGGCAGUACCCCGCCCACCCCAUCCCAACUCGUGGCCCCCGGCCGCCGAAUCAAGAAAGCCGGCGGGCGCAAGAUCCACCCCGACAAAAGCGGCGGGAGGAGUAGCCACCAACGCUCCGACAGCCAAACGGCCAAACCCAGCACCCCCAACAGCAUCCCAGGCCUCACCAGCGUCCUCGACAGCAGCGUGCCCCCCAUCUCCGUCCUGAUCGUCGAGGACAACAUCAUCAACCUCCGCAUCCUGGAAGGGCUGAUGAAGCGUCUCAAGGUGCGGUGGCAAACGGCGAUGAACGGGGCAAUCGCACUGGAUAAGUGGCGGCAGGGGGGUUAUCAUUUAGUGCUGAUGGAUAUCCAGAUGCCGGUGAUGAAUGGUCUGCAGGCUACCAAGGAGAUCAGGCGAUUGGAGCGGGUGAAUGGGAUCGGGGUGUUUAGUGCGGACCCCGGGAGUGUGGAGGGGAGUCCGGCGGAGAAGGAGAAGGAGAAGGAGAAGAAAGAAAGGCAGACGCCGAAUGGCGCCGAAGUCCCAUCAUCAGCCGUGGAGGACGGCGACGACAAAUCCAAACCCUCCGACCUCCUCCCCAUGCAAAAACAAAAAGAAGGCACAGCCCAGCUCUUCAAAUCCCCCGUCAUCAUCGUCGCCCUGACCGCCUCCUCUUUGCAAUCCGAUCGCCACGAGGCCCUCGCAGCGGGGUGUAAUGAUUUUUUGACCAAACCGGUUUCGUUUGUCUGGCUGGAGCGGAAGGUGAAAGAGUGGGGGUGUAUGCAGGCGUUGAUUGAUUUUGAUGGGUGGAGGCGGUGGAAGGAGUUUGCGGCGCGGGAGGAUGAGGGGAAGACGGAGGUGCAGCGGGAGGUGGAGCGGGGGAGGGAGGAGAAGGAGAGGGGGCGGGUGGCUAAGAUGGCUAAGCUGCAGGAGAUUGCUGCGAAGAGGAAGGAGAAGGAGGAGGAGGAGAAGAGGAGGAAGAGGGUGAGUUUGUUGGCUCAGCAGCAGUUGCUGCAGCAACAGGCGGGUGAGGUGGGGACGAGUGUUACUACUACGAAUGGUGAGGGCUCUGGCGCGACGGCGGAGGGGUCGACGAACGGGGUGGCGCAGAGUGAGGGAUGA
This is a messenger RNA of Recurvomyces mirabilis, 2802 nucleotides long. RefSeq names its product Two-component response regulator SSK1p (gene MgSsk1). The coding region runs from base 1 to 2802 and encodes 933 amino acids. Lineage: Eukaryota; Fungi; Ascomycota; Dothideomycetes; Mycosphaerellales; Teratosphaeriaceae. The transcript is spliced from 2 exons. Gene Ontology annotation, biological process: osmosensory signaling via phosphorelay pathway. Gene Ontology annotation, molecular function: protein kinase activator activity; phosphorelay response regulator activity. The record is from RefSeq and is a predicted model, not a curated record.